GUUUAGUCGGUCGAUAAUUAUCUUUAAAGCUUCGAUCUUGCCUUUGAAUAUACCAAAAAAAAGAAAGAAAAAAAGCCACGUCGUUUUCCCCAGAUGAAAGAUUGACAGAAUCUCACUAAAGAUCGGAGCUUUCUCAAAAGGUGUGAUCAUGAGAGCGAGAUUGGUGGUGUUCCCGAUCAAAGGGAGGAAGUGGUGUUUUAGCAGAUCCGUUGAUCCUUUCGCUUCUCAGACUCCGUCCGGUGUCACUCCGACUACUGUGCGAGGUUUAUGGAAGAAGUUGUCAUCUGAGUCGAAGCCCAUCAAUGCCAACGCAGAGCUUCUUGUCGAUUUCAUCUCUGACAAGAUGAACAAAGCGUGGACGGGUCUUGAGAAAGCGCCUGAAGGAUCAGUUAAGAACAAGAUUCAUGGGUUAGGACUGAAGCUUCUGGCUCGUGUUAAGCCGUCUGAGAUUUUCUUGAAGUCUAUAUCUAAGGAGGUCACUUCCAUCCAAGUCUCUUAUCCUCCUAGUUUAGAUCCUAGACUUGUACGCAGGAGACUGCGCCAUAUUGCUGUGAGUGGAACAAUCCUGCACAAGAAGUACCUGAUUGGCUCAGUUACUUUGCUUCCAUUGACAAGUGCAUUUAUGGUAUUGCCAUUACCAAACAUACCAUUCUUCUGGGUUUUAUUCCGUACAUAUUCCCACUGGCGAGCUCUUCAGGGAAGCGAGCAGCUGCUUAAGCUCCUCCCAAACCAAACUGAUGAUGCAGAUGAAAGCAAUAACAACAACAAGAAGCCUCAAUCUCCCACAUGUGUAAGCUGUUUUACUCAACAAGAAUAACUCAAAUGCUUUUUUCUUUUUUCUUAUUUUUGUCUUUGUUUUUCAUGAAACAGGUUUGGCUGCCAUCAGAAGAGUUUAACCAGCUACUUCGUGAAGCCAACGAGGAAGGGCUUGAUGAGGAGACCAUAGUAGAGAUUUGCAAAUUAUUUCAUCUCAAUAAGAUCGAUGUUCUUAAAUAUCGCAAUCUUGUCUAACUCUUUAUGUCAUUUUAGGCUCUUUUGUUUUUUUUGUUUUUUGUUUGGUGCAAUUUUUUAGAUGUUUGAAGCCAACUUGCGUUCUAAUUCCUUUCCGUGAUUUUGUUCCUCAACACUUAAAAAAGAAAAUCUUUGUUACUUGGAAAUAGUUAAAAUUUUUAAGUUUGCA
Molecule: messenger RNA, 1180 nt
Organism: Eruca vesicaria subsp. sativa (arugula)
Lineage: Eukaryota; Viridiplantae; Streptophyta; Magnoliopsida; Brassicales; Brassicaceae
Source: the annotation of a GenBank genome assembly